CCUCCUGGGUGGUGACAGAUCAGAACACUCUCUACAAAUGAAUGCCCUGAAUAUUGGUGCAGCAGUCUGUUCCUGCAUCAGCCUUCUGUUCCUGCUCCUUGCCUUGGGUUCAGACUAUUGGCUAGAUGAUUCAGUGGGCCAUUUUGGUUUGUGGAAAUUGUGUGGGGGCAACCAAUGCUCCUUCUUUGGUCUGAAAGGGCUGACAGGUAAGAUCUUCUCUGUCUUUGUGGAGAAGGACCACAAGGAUCUUUUCAUGAGUUCCUGGGCCAUCUCCAUGGGUCUCUACAUCAACAGACACCCAUGCGGAGGAACAGGAGUUAGAAUGAAUGAGGUGGAGAAAUCUGAUUACAGCGCUUUCCAUGCCAUCCGAGCCUUCAUGAUUCUGGGGAUGAUCGCUGGAGCUGUCUCUCUCGGUGGGCUUGGCACCAUGCUUAGCCAAUCCAAUCUUGGCAAUAUCUCCAUGGGCCUCAUAUCAUCUAUUGCCAGCUUUACUGCAGGCCUCUGUGUCAUGAUUGCUAUGGCCAUUUUCAGUGGACAGACUGAUUCCUUCCUCAAACCCUUCAAUCUAUCCACCAUCCCAUAUGGAUGGUCUUUUGGCUUGGGUUGGACCUCCUUUCCUUUGUACCUUAUAACUGGUGGGCUUGCUUAUAAAUUGCAUAAGGAUACAGCAGUAUCAACGUAGGAGAAAUAUGACGCUGCCUUUGAGAUGACCCUUGAAGCUGCAUUGGUAACCUGGGGGCACAGAUAGUGUCCAAUCAGAAUUAUAUGCACUGGGGCAAAUCCACAAAUCUAUAAGACAAAUGAUGAAGAAUGACUUUAGUUUUAGAAGAAGGCAGCCAUGAUUCCCCACCCCCACCCUCUUUUCUCUAAAACAUUCAAUUUCUUUGAAGAAGCAGGAUAGUUGUAUUGACACAACAUGCUUAACCAGGUUAUAAACCUAGUGGCU
This is a messenger RNA of Candoia aspera, 946 nucleotides long. Its product is annotated as protein NKG7-like. The transcript is spliced from 5 exons. Gene Ontology annotation, cellular component: plasma membrane. The record is from RefSeq and is a predicted model, not a curated record. Lineage: Eukaryota; Metazoa; Chordata; Lepidosauria; Squamata; Candoiidae. Bases 38 to 682 code for a protein of 214 amino acids.